This is a messenger RNA of Synchiropus splendidus (mandarinfish), 1190 nucleotides long. RefSeq names its product monocyte to macrophage differentiation factor 2-like. Gene Ontology annotation, molecular function: pore-forming activity. NCBI's taxonomy places the organism in Eukaryota, Metazoa, Chordata, Actinopteri, Syngnathiformes, Callionymidae. Gene Ontology annotation, cellular component: membrane. The transcript is spliced from 7 exons. Bases 259 to 1047 code for a protein of 262 amino acids. The record is from RefSeq and is a predicted model, not a curated record.
CGACCUCUGGCGGCCGCUUGCCGCACUGCCGCACAUCCGUCCUGGCAGCCAGCGGAGGAAGCCGGAACCAGAACCGGAGUGGUGACGAGGUGAAGCCGCAGCAGGAGCCUCGGAUCGGACAGCCGCGCGCCGGUACCAGGAGGCUGCAGCCCGAGUCCGUCCCGUCCAACUGUUGCUGCCGUCGAUGAGUCUCGUCAGGUGAGCGACGCUUGUUGGUUCUGCUUCACCGUCAGCAUCGGAGGAGCGGCGGCUGAUGUCAUGGUCUCGAUCAGUCCGUCCAUCAUCUUCACCACCACCACCACCACCAUCAUCAUCAUCAUCAUCAUCAUCAUCAUCAUCAGUAAAGCCAUUCGGUUCAUGAACAGCCGAGUUCCUCCCAACAAGAGAUACCAGCCCACGGAGUACGAGCAUGCGGCCAACUGUGCCACGCACGCGCUGUGGAUAAUCCCCAGUCUGCUGGGCAGCUGGCUGCUUCUCUUCCACUCGGGCGACCAGUGGCAGCGGGUGUCGGCCUGGAUCUAUGGCGCCGGACUGAGCUCGCUCUUCAUCGUCUCCACCAUGUUCCACACCGUGGCCUGGAAGAAGAGCCACCUGAGGUCGGUGGAGCACUGCUUCCACAUGUGCGACCGCAUGGUCAUCUACUUCUUCAUCGCCGCCUCCUACGCCCCCUGGCUGAACCUGCGCGAGCUCGGACCCUGGGCCGGUCACAUGCGCUGGCUGGUCUGGGUCAUGGCCUCCUGCGGAACCACCUACGUCUUCUUCUUCCACGAGCGAUUCAAGCUGGUGGAGCUGAUCUGCUACACGGUGAUGGGCGUCUUCCCAGCUCCGGUGCUGCUCUCCAUGCCGGAGCAGUCGGGUUUGUACGAGCUCCUGCUCGGCGGCGCCUCCUACUGCCUGGGCAUCGUCUUCUUCAAGAGCGACGGCAUCGUGCCGUUCGCGCACGCCAUCUGGCACCUGUUCGUGGCCACGGGAGCCGCCGUGCACUACUACGCCAUCUGGAAGUAUCUGUACGUGGGGCCGGCCAAUCAGGUGCAGACCUCCAGAUGACAUCAUCGCCGGCUGGCCGCGAGGACUUUGCCCUUCCAGAAACCGGCUUCCCAGACCACACGGGUGUUUGCACGCCACUCUCGGCGUCUUGCGCCAAUGGCGACUGCGUUGCGACUGACCACGGCGCUGGUCUGGUUGACCUG